AUGUCUCUGCUUCAUCCUGUCCCGAACGGGAAAUCUAAUGGUUUGUCACGUAAUCAUACAAACAACAAUCAUAGCACGACUUCGUCCCGACUGUCUCUGAGAACUCCUUUGUCUCAACCAAAUGUUGCAAACAACCCUGAUCGCCAACUGUCGCGUUUUCACAACACAUGGCUCUUUUCUGAGGACUCGUUUCUCUCCAAAAGUCCGUCUCGGAAGCAAUUGACGCUACCUCAGGAGCUACAAGUCCGUGAGCUGAUGCAUGCUUUUCUUAUCAAGCUCGGAAUUGAGCUCAAGCUCGAUGGCCGCACCAUUCUUGCGGCAACAGUUUACAUCAAUCGGUUCUACAUGCGUAUGCCUAUCACAACCUCGAAAUACUUCUUUAUCUGCGCAGCCAUUGCCAUCAGUUGCAAGCUUCAUGAUUGUUAUAGACCACCCGAUAAAAUUGCAUUGAAAGCUUGCGAGAUCCGCAAUCCGCAGAAACUGGUAGACCAGCAUAGUUCCUUGUUCUGGCAGUGGAGAGACCAGCUCUUGUACAGAGAAGAAAUAUUGUUGAAGAUGUUGAAUUUUGAAUUAGACAUAGACCUACCGUAUGAUUUCAUGGAAUCACUUUUGUCAGAAAAGGAUGCAGACCUGCCCAAUGGCUUCUACGUGAAAUUGACAGAUAUCCUUAAGCAUACUGUCUCGAAAGUAGAAUUGCUAAGCGCAUUGCCAUUGCUGGUAGCAUUUGAUAUGAAAACUAUCUUUGGAAUGGUUCUAGUACUCACGGUUGCGGAAGCACAGGAAAAGUUCCUGGAUGAGCAGUCUAUUGAGUUGCCUGCCACAUAUUUGCAAGAUAAACUUGGAGCCGCUUUAAUUGACUGCUACCACUGUUAUAAAUACGUUCUCAAGUUGAAGAGUGUUUGUGAGAAGCCAGAUCUCCCGAGUCAUAAGAAUAUUGUCGGAAAGGUUCCGAUCAUGUCUAAAACUAAGUUCUAUGAUGUCGCUACUGGAAAGCAACCUCAAUCGCAGGAUACAGAGCAUACGGUUGCAGAAACAGAAUUGCCCUUGGACCUUUCGGAUGUAGAAUAA
Messenger RNA from Australozyma saopauloensis, 1068 nucleotides. It is a transcript of the gene BUR2, whose product is annotated as Bur2p. NCBI's taxonomy places the organism in Eukaryota, Fungi, Ascomycota, Pichiomycetes, Serinales, Metschnikowiaceae. The record is from RefSeq and is a predicted model, not a curated record. Bases 1 to 1068 code for a protein of 355 amino acids. Gene Ontology annotation, cellular component: nucleus; cyclin/CDK positive transcription elongation factor complex. Gene Ontology annotation, biological process: positive regulation of DNA-templated transcription, elongation; regulation of transcription by RNA polymerase II. The transcript has a single exon. Gene Ontology annotation, molecular function: cyclin-dependent protein serine/threonine kinase activator activity.